CGAGGGGCAGAUUUCGUUAGUCAUAUGUUCAAACCUAAGUAAAUUCCUAUUGGCUGUUUCCACAACGCAGGCUCCUUGUGCGCUUGGAAAUGAGACCCAUAAUAUCCCGAAUAUUGCGACAUUGCAUAUAUUAUUAAAAGUUACCUUUAUUUUUUUCUCCCAACACAUCUGCAUUUGGAUUAAGUUCCAUCCUGUUUACUAAUCCAAUGACUAGCACCAAUCUGCCGUGUUGUUUUUUGUUCGGCAUUGAAAGCGGUAUGACCGAUUCUCGGCAUUCUUCGGACAGUUGAGCACAAAACGAGCACCUCUUCAGGCGGCAUCUGAUGGAGCUCGCUGAUUGGUUCACACCGCUUUAAUUCCACCCAAUCGCGAAGCCGCAGCGAGAUUCGAUUCUGCAAAAAUAAAAAACAACAACACUGCAAAACACCGACGGCAAAUCUUCCUCCAGUACUUUACACCGCUGUUUCCCAAGUGCUCCACUUUCGGGGAUCGUCAGUUACAGUGCCAUGCCUUUUGUGAGAGGAACGAGAGCUGCUGUCGCCGCCCGCUGCAAGGUUCCCGAUGGAGUCGAUUGCGACAAGCAGCCUCAGGAGGAGCAGGAAGUUCCAAAUUCGAAGAGGUCCACUUCACCUAGCUACGGAGCCCCCGAGCUCAAGAUGAGGAAGGCCCUCGUCGAUAUGACCAAUGCUCACAAAGUCCACAUCAGCUUCCCAGGCAGGCAGAAGAAGACACAGCAGCAGCAGGUGAAGAAAACAAGCGCCCCUUCACUGUCAGAAAAGAGUCAAGCCGAGCAGCAAAAGUCGUCUUCAGAGAGCACUGAGGGAAAAUCAUCCGAAGAGGAGAAGGAGGAAGCGGAAGCGGAGGCGGCUCCAGCAGGAGAGCUUGCAAUCUGCCAUGUGCAGCCGCACCUCCUGAGGCCCCAGAUUCCGUCCGAGUUUGACGUGGACUCUGGGAGCCGCGACGAUUGCUUUAUGAGUCACGAGUACGCGAAGAACAUCUUUGACUACCUCAAAAGUCGAGAGGAGAAGUUUGUUCUGCCCGAUUACAUGUGCCAGCAGCCCAACAUCAACGUCGGGAUGCGCGCCAUCUUGGUGGACUGGCUCGUGGAAGUGCAGGAGAGCUUUGAGCUGUACCACGAGACUCUCUACCUGGCCGUGAAGCUGACUGACCACUUCCUGGCGCAGACCCCCAUCCAGUGCGACAAGCUGCAGCUGGUGGGCUCCACCGCCAUGCUACUUGCCUCCAAGUUUGAGGAGCGCGAACCACCAUGCGUGGACAACUUCCUUUACGUUUGUGACGACGCGUACAACAGGGAGGAGCUACUCUGCAUGGAGACCCGCAUCCUGCAAACGCUCUCCUUCGACAUCGGCAUCCCCAUCGCCUACCGCUUCCUCCGUCGCUAUGCCAAGUGUGCCGGCGUGGGCAUGGACACGCUGACGUUGGCGCGCUAUUACUGCGAGCUGAGCUUGAUGGAUAUGGAGCUGGCGCUGGAGCGAAGCUCGCUGCUGGCGGCCGCCUGCCUGCUGCUGGCCCUGCGCACCAAAAAUCUGCCAGUCUGGCCACCCAUCCUGCAGUUCCACAGCGGCUACGGAAUUUCCGAGGUAGCGCCCGCCGUCCGGAAGCUUUACUCCGUUGUGGAGCAGUCUCCCAGCAGCAAGUUGAAAGGGGUCCGCAACAAAUACUCCCACGAGGUGUUUUUCCGAGUUGCUUCCCUGCCGCUGGUGGAAUUUGAUGUUUUGGAGAAGUCUUUAUAAGUGAGCAAGCGUUCACUCGGAUGCAGUUGUAAAUAGUUAAUAUGCGAAAUAUUUAUACAUAUUGUUUGUCCAUUUUAAUUGCUGUUGCGUAAAGUAUUCAUGUUCUUAAAAACAUUUUAAGUAUUAAUGUUAACAAAAAAAAGUUUAUUCGGCAAGUGUAAUUUUGUAUGUUACUUUUAUAAUGACUCGUGUGUUGACUUUUGCCAGUAUUUAAAAUAAAGAUGUUUGAUACGAUCAAA
This is a messenger RNA of Hippocampus zosterae (dwarf seahorse), 1993 nucleotides long. It is a transcript of the gene ccnb3, whose product is annotated as cyclin B3. Gene Ontology annotation, molecular function: cyclin-dependent protein serine/threonine kinase regulator activity. Gene Ontology annotation, biological process: regulation of cyclin-dependent protein serine/threonine kinase activity; mitotic cell cycle phase transition. NCBI's taxonomy places the organism in Eukaryota, Metazoa, Chordata, Actinopteri, Syngnathiformes, Syngnathidae. The coding region runs from base 507 to 1754 and encodes 415 amino acids. The transcript is spliced from 12 exons. Gene Ontology annotation, cellular component: cyclin-dependent protein kinase holoenzyme complex; cytoplasm; centrosome. The record is from RefSeq and is a predicted model, not a curated record.